AUUUAAGGAUAUUUAUAGUACCACCCGUGUGAGAUUAAGGCUCACUUGUUAGAUUAAAUCAAAUCCACCCCCCCCAAAAAAAUAAAAUAAAUCAAAUCUAGUACUGUACGAGUAUUCCUGUCAAUUUCCUCUCCCUCGUGACUUGCGCGCAUGUGAUCUGUGUUGCCUGCUUUUUCGUUUGUUGUUUCUCUCUUCCCUUUCCUUCUCUCCUUCUCAUCCUUCAUCGAUUCUUUUCCUUUACCGUGGGUUGCUUAGAGAGCAGCUCUCCGCCAAUAUCCUAAUCCAUCUCUAUCGCAACCUCCACUUUUCCACUUUACGAUCAAAUAUCAUCGAUAUGGCCGAUCAGCAGAAGACAGCUGCGGCUGUCCCCGAAUCUCAGCCUCCCACUCAGACUCCAGAGACUACGAUCCAACCAGCCGCAAUCCCAGCUCCAGAGACUCCAGCAGAAUCGAAGCAGCCUACCGAGACUAGUCCGAGCGAUGCCAGCCUUACAACUGAGCAACCCACCACCCAACCUGCUGCAGAAGCGCCUAAGGAGGCCGCUGCGCCUGCUGAGUCGGCACCGGCUCAGGAACAGCAGGAAGAGGACAAGCCCGCGGACGAUAGGCCCGAGUAUCUGACCAAGAACCCGGCUUUGAGUGAGCUGUUCGAUCGUCUGCCCACCAUCCUCUCCACCACUGGUCAUGAUGAGAUGUGGGGUGUCCCACUCAAAGAUUUCAACGACGUUCCAACCGUCAACGUUCUGAUCAAGUUCCUUCGCGCCAAUGAGGGUAAUGUGAAGCUGGCAGAGGAUCAGCUGACCAAGGCGUUGCAGUGGCGCAAGCAGACAAACCCUACCGCGUUGGUAGAGAGCCGCUACAGCGCCAAGAAAUUUGGAGGAUUGGGAUACUUGAGCACCUACAAGGAUGCUGAUGGCAAGGAAACUGUUGUCACCUGGAACAUCUAUGGCGGCGUCAAGGAUUUGGCUACCACCUUUGGAAACGUGGAUGAGUUUAUUAAUUGGCGUGUUGCGCUCAUGGAGCUCGCUGUGAAAGACUUGAAGAUGGACCGAGCCACGUCCGUUAUUGACUAUGAGGGUGAGGAUCCUUAUCAGAUGAUCCAGGUUCAUGACUACUUGAACGUCAGCUUCUUGCGCAUGAAUCCCAGCGUCAAGGCCGCUACCAAGAAGACCAUUGAUGUGUUUUCCACGGCCUAUCCGGAGUUACUCCGCGAGAAGUUCUUUGUCAAUGUUCCCUCUAUCAUGGGCUGGAUGUUCGCUGCCAUCAAGGUCUUCCUGAGCAAGAACACCACUCGCAAGUUCCACCCUGUCUCCAACGGUGCCAACCUGGCACGGGAGUUCCCACCUGCCGUGAAGGAGCAGUUCCCCAAGGUAUAUGGUGGAAGCGGCUCUGCUCUGCAGGAGGGCGCCCGCACGGUGGUCCUCGAGGAGGACAACGAGCCGGCUCCUGCCCCCGCUGCUGCUGCGGAACCCACCGAGGCUGCUAAGACGGAACAAGAGGCGCCAAAGGAGGAAGCAACCCAGGAAGUCCCGAAAGACGAAGCCCCCAAGGAAGCUCCGGUGGAGGCCCCGAAAGAGGAGCCUAAGCAACUAGCCCCAGAAGAGCCAAAGACCGACGCGGCUGUUACGACUCAGGAGGCACCGGCCACGACUGAAGCUAAAUAGAUGCAACGAGUUGUUCUUUUAUCUGAUGCUUAGGUCUACGGAAGGUGCUUUGAUGGUCACGGUCACGGUCGGAUUAAUUAGCGGAAAAAUCAGUAGAAUGGUUUGCGAUGCUUGAUUUGUGUCUGAAAUUUUGAUACCUCGGAAAGUUUUGUGUUUAUGUUUACAAGAGCCUGUUUGCUUUGAAUCACAUAAUUAGAAUAGUAAUUUUUAAUCAUAGCCUAAGAGCAACAAAUAUUAUUGUUCUGUUAUUGAAGC
Messenger RNA from Aspergillus alliaceus, 1918 nucleotides. RefSeq names its product CRAL/TRIO domain protein (gene sfh5). Lineage: Eukaryota; Fungi; Ascomycota; Eurotiomycetes; Eurotiales; Aspergillaceae. Gene Ontology annotation, cellular component: cortical endoplasmic reticulum; plasma membrane; cytosol. The coding region runs from base 335 to 1663 and encodes 442 amino acids. Gene Ontology annotation, molecular function: phosphatidylinositol transfer activity. The transcript is spliced from 2 exons. The record is from RefSeq and is a predicted model, not a curated record. Gene Ontology annotation, biological process: regulation of exocytosis; Golgi to plasma membrane protein transport.